This is a messenger RNA of Dipodomys ordii (Ord's kangaroo rat), 2696 nucleotides long. It is a transcript of the gene Nipa2, whose product is annotated as non imprinted in Prader-Willi/Angelman syndrome 2. Bases 640 to 1665 code for a protein of 341 amino acids. Gene Ontology annotation, biological process: magnesium ion transport. NCBI's taxonomy places the organism in Eukaryota, Metazoa, Chordata, Mammalia, Rodentia, Heteromyidae. Gene Ontology annotation, molecular function: magnesium ion transmembrane transporter activity. The transcript has 6 exons. Gene Ontology annotation, cellular component: membrane. The record is from RefSeq and is a predicted model, not a curated record.
CAGGUACUCCUCAGCAGCUGCCGCCAGUGGCCCGCGGUGGCGGCGCGGGAGCCGGAGGUCUUCGUAGAUUUCUCCGGGCGCUCCCAUGGAGCAGGCGGCGAGGACGGCAGCGGCUCCGGAUGUUCGCAUUUCCCCUCGGACGGCGACGAAGGCGGUGGCGGCGCGGACGCUGGAGGAAGCGGCCUGUUCGGGGGUGUGAGCGGAGGCGCCCGGGGCCGGCCUGUCCUGCGGACGGGGUGAGGUGCUACUUCCGUUCUGGCAGCGCCUCCGGCCGACCUGUAGGCCCGCGGCCCAGCUGAGGGCGACCUGCUUCCCCACCUGUUCCUUCCGUGGGGUGGGUCACGUUGCCGCGCCGUUCAUCCCUCGUGGGCUCCGUCCGGGCCGCGUGUUCUCCCAAGUUCUCCGCAGUUGUUGUCUGUGGCUUGGGUGGACCUACUCAGCCAACCCUGUACAUCUUAAAUGGGAAUAAAGAGUAGCAUUUCUAAGGAAAUGAAAGUGAACAAAUCAUCUCUUCUUUUCAAAAGAGAGACCGUGUUGAAUGUACAUAUUUGAAGACUGCAUCAUCCUGCCUCUAGUACCAGCAGUUUCUGUAUUCUCUGAUCAAUGUGAUUCACAGGAAGUUCUUAAGUAACAAACGAAAUGAGCCCGGGUCGUGGAAAAUAUGACUUUUAUAUUGGUCUGGGAUUGGCUAUGACCUCCAGCAUUUUCAUUGGAGGAAGUUUCAUUUUGAAAAAGAAAGGCCUUUUGCGACUUGCCAGAAAAGGUUCCAUGAGAGCAGUGGGAGCAGGUGAGGUGGCCAACUUCGCUGCAUAUGCAUUUGCACCAGCCACACUAGUGACUCCGCUAGGAGCUCUCAGCGUCCUUGUAAGUGCCAUUCUUUCUUCAUAUUUUCUAAAUGAAAGACUUAAUCUUCAUGGGAAAAUUGGGUGUUUGCUAAGCAUUUUGGGAUCUACAGUAAUGGUCAUCCAUGCUCCAAAAGAAGAAGAGAUUGAGACCUUGAAUGAAAUGUCACAUAAGUUGGGUGAUCCUGGUUUUGUGGUCUUUGCAACUCUUGUGGUCAUUGUGUCCUUGAUACUAAUCUUUGUGGUAGGACCUCGCCAUGGACAAACAAACAUCCUCGUGUACAUCACAAUCUGCUCUGUGAUUGGAGCAUUUUCCGUCUCCUGUGUGAAGGGCUUGGGCAUCGCUAUCAAAGAGCUGUUGGCUUCGAAGCCAGUGUUGCGGCAUCCCCUGGCCUGGAUCCUGCUGCUGAGCCUUGUGGUCUGUGUGAGCACACAGAUUAAUUAUUUAAACCGAGCUCUGGACAUAUUCAACACGUCUAUCGUGACUCCCAUCUAUUAUGUAUUCUUUACAACUUCAGUUUUAACUUGUUCAGCUAUUCUUUUUAAAGAGUGGCAACACAUGCCUGUUGAUGAUAUCAUUGGGACUUUGAGUGGCUUCCUCACUAUCAUUGUGGGGAUAUUCUUGUUGCAUGCCUUUAAGGACGUCAGCUUUAGUCUUGCAAGUCUGCCUGUGUCUUUUCGAAAAGAUGAAAAAGCAGUGAAUGGCAAUCUCUCUAGUAUGUAUGAAGUUCUUAAUAAUAAUGAAGAAAGCUUACCCUGUGGAGUUGAACAACACACAGCUGAAAAUAUCUCCCGGAGAAAUGGAAAUCUAUCAGCUUUUUAAGAAAGAUACGAUUAAAAGGUUAAUCUAGAAUUCUGUUAUAAAGUGAUUUUGAGUAUCAGAAUGUGUCCGAAAAAGCAUUGUCUUCAGUGCUUCUCUAAAGACAAUCUUUUUAAAAGUUUCAUUAAUUUGGACCAAGAAAUUACUUUUCUUAUAUUUAAAAAUGGUAGUUUAAAUGAGGUCACUUAAGAUGACCCCAGUUCAUGGCUGAUUUCUAUUAAUAUUGUAUUAUUGUAGAGGUAUUUUACAUUUUGAUUCUUUCUCCAAAAUCUAAAUGCACUAAUACAGUUUUAAGUCUAUAAAAAUGCUUUAUUUUUUCAUUGGUGAUGAAAGUCUGAAAUGUGUAUUUGUCAUCCCAGCCUAUCAGUCCCUGACCAUACAUGACUUUUUGAUUGUGCGAAAGAACAAAAUUAUCCCAAUACAUUAUCCUCUGGUUUACCUUACCUAUCAGAUUGACUCCUGUUUGGUGAAUUACUUUAAUUUUGAAAUAUAAGGCCAAGAAAAUCUUCGCUUUACCAUUGAAGAAAACUUGUUAGCAAAAGGGAUAGGAUCCCAUUCAAGGUCACAUUUGUGGUGUGCCAGCAUUGUCUGGUUUCCUGUGUGUUGCAUCUGAUGGGCUUCUUCAGGAAGAUCUCCCCUUGUUCAUUGAGUAUGCCCUCCAUGUUCAGGGCCGAGUCCCACUGCAGCCUUAAUUCGUUGGUCGAUGCCUGGAAUUACCAUUUUACAUCAACUUUUGUACUUUCAUAAUGAGGUAAUAUAUUGCAGACCUUUUAACAACACUGGGAAAUGAAAUCAGAAGACCAGUGUACUUAAGUUAGCUCAUAAAAAGACAAUGAAACGAAGUCCGGGUACUUAGAACAGACUUCAGUGUUGAUGAUAUGUUAUCUUUGUACCAAAUAUUUGAGGUAUAUUUUUUUUACUGUUACGUUUUUGUCCUUUAGGAAGUGUUUAUGAAAAAUUUGUGGAAAAUUUCAAAUCCAUACGCAUAAAGACAGGACAAUAAACAGCAUAAUAAGCUGUUUCACAUCCACUUA